Yarrowia lipolytica CLIB122 is the source of this 867-nucleotide messenger RNA. RefSeq lists its product as uncharacterized. The record is from RefSeq and is a predicted model, not a curated record. Gene Ontology annotation, molecular function: protein binding. Lineage: Eukaryota; Fungi; Ascomycota; Dipodascomycetes; Dipodascales.
AUGAUUGUGGACACAAAGCUCAUCGGUGGCAGAGUUGUCACUACAGAUUCGACCAAGAACUUGACCUUUUACAAUACUACUCUUCUGGAAGUCAAGAACCUCACCUUACCGGCUGUAGGACGAGUCAUCGUUGCUGGAGCCAAUAACACCACUCUGGUGGGAUGCAUGGAUGGAUCCAUUGUCCAGGUGGAUUCAGAAUACAAACCCAGCAGUUUCAAGCCACAUUCUCGGUUUGUCGGAGGAAUCUCUGUUUCUGAAGAUGGACUGAUUGCGUCCAUUGGCUUCGAUAAAAAGGUGGUGGUCACGAAGCAGGUUGGCUUUGAACAGGUGGCGUUCAUUGACUCACUGACUAACCCCACAGCGAUUGCAUGGACUCAUAAUGGGCUGGCUGUGUCUCGAGAAGACUGUACCUCGAUUCAACUUCUCUCCGACCAAUUGGAGAAGCUCAGAACUAUUCCUCUGGUCGAUGCCCACUAUAUGCCCCACUCAUUCACCGUGUUUGACAUGGUCUACAACAACGAUACCAAGGAGAUUGCCUGUCUCACAAGCCAUACGCCCUACGCAAGGGUCAUUAUUGUCAAGUCUGACGACACUGUUGUUUCCUUCCCUACUUUGAUUCCUCAAGACAAGUACAGUCUGGGACGCCUUAGUUGGUUGGACGAGAAGACUCUCGCCAUUGCUGGAGACGACGGCUCGGUGCGACUGCUCAACCAGACUACGUGGCGAAAGAUAAACGUGGCAGGUUCGAGAUUGCGAUGCAUUAGUACUGGUGAUGGCUACGUUGCCACUGCCAGCAUUGAUAAGGAGAUUGAACUAAUACAGAUCGAGUCUCUGGGAGAUGAUCUUGCGGGGCUAAAGCUUGAAUAA